Symbiodinium sp. CCMP2592 is the source of this 897-nucleotide messenger RNA. NCBI's taxonomy places the organism in Eukaryota, Dinophyceae, Suessiales, Symbiodiniaceae. The record is from the annotation of a GenBank genome assembly.
AUGGCUCAACAUGUUGUGCUCCCACCCAUCCUGCAUCAGGUGGCGCUGGAAGAAAGGUUGCUUUUAACGCAAUUGCGUCAGCUACUGGAGGAUUGGACCUCGCACAUCAUCCCGCCCAGCCUCACUACCUCCCCGCGCAAUGAUAUUGUAGCUUUUGCGUGCCAGCGACUACCAGAAAGCUUGAAGUCUCGCUUCCUGACCUACGCGGACACGCUUGCUACUGCUCUGCCGAUGGAGGGUCUCUGUGUGUCGCUGCCGCCGCCUUAUGGAUGCGUGCAUUCCUCGAUGCACGAUGCGGAGGCUCUUGCAUGGCAUGCGCUCAAUACCUACUCUGGGCAGCCGUGGACGCUGGCUCGCCUACUGCUCCCGUUGCUCCCCCUGGAGCCGGACGAACGAGCGCAUGGUACAGGCCUCACGCUGAAUCUAGGACUUUAUGUCAAAGGCGGCAUCCACGGCUACUACAAGUACACCAAGCUCUUUCCGAAUGUGUGCCGAGUCCUGAACAUGCUGAUCAUGGCGGUGUACCCGGGCCACAAAUGGUCUGCGCUUACACUGGGUGUGGACAACCGCACACUGCCGCACAAAGACCGCUGGAACUCGGACCAUGACUCUCUCCUGGUGGGACUCUCUCAUCACCUUGAGGGUGGCCUUUGGGUCGAAAGGGAGAAUGGCAAGCACUUCGAGGAAUGCGACGAUGAUCUCCGUCCGGGUGAUGUGUGGGAAACGGCCGGCCAUGCUAUCCUGUUCCCGGGACGCACUCACUGGCAUUCCACGCUUCCAUGGACGGGUGGCAACAGAGUGGUCCUGAUAGCAUAUGCACCGGGUCACAUUGCUACAGUUCAGUCGCACCAGAUCGCCCACCUUGUGGAUCUGGGCUUCGUUCCGCCAGCGGUCUGA